AUGGGCAGGGUGGCACGCUCCAUCGUGCUAGGCUUUUUACAGGUUUCCUCUUCCUUUGAGGUGAAAGAUGCAAGUGGUAAGGUCUGCAUAAUUGCUGAUAUGACAGUAGCCUUCUCAGUGGAAUACAAAAGCAAUGGGCAAAAAGAGUUCGUACACUUCUCUCUUCCACAAAAUGCUACAGUAGAGCCACAGAGCUCAUGUGGUAAUGGUAACACAUCUCAUCCAAUUCUGGUAUUGGGUUUUGGAGCAGGACAUUCAUUAAGCCUGAAUUUCUCAGAAAUUGCAAACAAGUACCAAGUCGAAGAGUUAGUUUUCCACUACAAUCUGUCAGAUGCAACUUUAUUCCAUAAUUCAACUACAGGAGAAGUGAAGAAAGUAUCACAUAAAAAUAUUCUUCAGGCAUAUAUGGGCACAAAAUAUAGAUGCAUCAACUCCAAGCAAGUCAAUAUGAAGAAUGUGAACGUUACUUUUAGCAAUGUUACUUUGGAAGCCUAUCUCACAAAUGGCACUUUCAGUAUGAACAAGACAGAAUGUGCUGAAGAUAUGGUCUCUACUACUGCUGUAGCACCUACAACUCCUAAACAGACUACUAGCCAGGUUCCAACAACUAGCCCAGCACCAACUGCAUCGCCCCCAAAUCCUGCAGUUGGUAAAUACAAUGUGACUGGUCCCAAUGGAACCUGUGUACUUGCCUACAUGGGGCUACAACUUAACAUCACCUAUCUGAAAAAAGAUGAAAAGAUGGGAUUGGAUUUGCUGAAUUUCAUACCACGUAAUACAACUUCUUCUGGGAUGUGCGACAAUACGUCGGCCUUCUUGAGUCUGACUUUUGACAAAACAAGGGUUAUCUUCCGCUUUGCUUUGAAUGGAAGUACUGAAAAAUUCUUCCUGCAAGGUGUGAAUGUAAGCACGACUCUGCCUUCUGAAGCAAAAGUUCCAAAGUUUGAAGCAUCCAACAACAGCAUGAGUGAGCUGAGAGCUACAGUAGGGAACUCCUACAAGUGCAGUGCAGAGGAGAAUCUCCAGGUCACAGACAAAGCCCUUGUCAAUGUAUUUAAUGUUCAGAUCCAGGUUUUCAAGAUUGAUGGAGACAAAUUUGGGGCAGUGGAAGAAUGUCAACUGGAUGAAAAUAACAUGCUGAUCCCUAUAAUAGUCGGUGCAGCCCUUGCUGGUCUUGUUCUAAUUGUCUUGAUUGCUUACUUGAUUGGCAGAAAGAGGAGCCAUGCUGGAUAUCAAACAAUUUAAUGACUUGCACUAAAACCCAGUGUUGAUGAAAAGCAAUUGCAAGAAGCUGGGAAAAAAAAACCCCACACACUUCCCCUGAGCUAAGAUUGAUAUUGUAAGGGAACACCUUUUCUUGCGAAUUGCUUCUUCUUAAAGUCUGCUUUAUUAAAUGUGAAAUCAUCUUGCAGCAUUUAACUAUGCACAAAAAUAACUUCUGAAAAUCCUGGUGUUUAAUUUUGCUAACUAGUUUAAAUAUUUACCCACUUAGAAACAAGCUAAAAGUUUUUAAGGGUGCUUUUUUGGAAUUGGCAUAAGGUAAUGUCAGCUAAAGAUUCCAGAGAGGGAUGUUGCUAAUUCACACUGACUCUAUUUCAGAACUCUUAACAAAGGGAAAAGGUUCAUUCUUCAUACUGCUGCCAUCCAGCGAUGACGAUAAUUAUACUGAUGAUGCAUUUAAAGAAAUUUAGUAACAACUGACAAAAUCAAAAUUUAAAAUCUAAACUCCACCUUGUCUGUUAGGUGUGUAUUUUUUACUAAGCUUUAAACUCAAUGCCUGGCAUAUGCAGGGUGUGAACAACGCAAUACUCAAACCUUACAGGAACUCUUUAUGAUUGGACAACUCCCUUGUUUGAUAUUUUUGAUGCUCUGCCAGCUCGUUAGGAGCUGGUACUUUUUUAAAAUGGGUGUUAUUUUUAUUUACCUUUUUUUGUAAAGUGAUUUCUGUCUCUUCUGUUGGAAGGUCCAGAGAGAUCCUGUUACUGCACAUGUGUACAAUAUAGAUCUCAAUCUGCUGAUUCUCUUGCUUUAAACUUGGCUGGGGGGUUGUACACUUUAAGGAUCAGUUCUUAUGUAUGCAUUGCCUGUAACAAUGCUAAUAAAGACACUUUUUUUUUCUGUAUA
Charadrius vociferus (killdeer) is the source of this 2124-nucleotide messenger RNA. RefSeq names its product lysosomal-associated membrane protein 1 (gene LAMP1). The transcript has 10 exons. Gene Ontology annotation, cellular component: membrane. The record is from RefSeq and is a predicted model, not a curated record. Lineage: Eukaryota; Metazoa; Chordata; Aves; Charadriiformes; Charadriidae. Bases 1 to 1245 code for a protein of 414 amino acids.